AUGGUGGGCGCCGGUCCUCCCCCACUGGAUGACUUCAACACGAACGGCAGUACGCGCCCCAAGAAGGUCGCGUACUUUUACGACUCGGAUGUGGGCAACUAUGCCUAUACCGCCGGGCAUCCCAUGAAGCCCCACCGCAUACGGAUGGCCCAUAGUCUAAUCAUGAACUAUGGCCUGUACAAGAAGUUGGAGAUAUAUAGAGCAAAACCUGCCUCCAAGUUCGAGAUGACCCAGUUCCACACGGACGAGUACGUCGAUUUCUUGCAGAAAGUGACACCGGACAACAUCGACAACUACGCCAAGGAACAGAGCAAGUUCAACGUCGCGGACGACUGCCCUGUCUUUGACGGUCUCUUCGAGUACUGCGGUAUCAGCGCGGGCGGAAGUAUGGAGGGUGCGGCACGUCUCAAUAGGGGCAAGUGCGACGUCGCGGUCAACUGGGCCGGCGGUCUGCACCACGCCAAGAAGAGUGAAGCCAGCGGCUUCUGUUAUGUGAAUGACAUUGUUCUUGGCAUCAUUGAGCUCCUACGCUUCAAGCAGCGCGUCCUCUACAUUGACAUUGACGUACACCACGGCGAUGGUGUAGAAGAGGCUUUCUACACGACCGACCGCGUCAUGACUGUAUCCUUCCACAAGUACGGCGAAUACUUCCCCGGCACCGGCGAGCUGCGCGACAUUGGUGUCGCCAAUGGCAAAUACUACGCCGUGAACUUCCCUCUGCGGGACGGCAUUACCGACGAGACAUACAAGGGUAUUUUCGAGCCCGUCAUUAAGGCCGUCAUGGACUGGUACAGGCCAGAGGCUGUUGUGCUGCAGUGCGGAGGUGACAGCUUGUCGGGCGACAGGUUGGGCGCCUUCAAUCUCAGUAUGAGGGGUCACGCGAACUGCGUCAAGUACGUCAAGGGCUUCAAUCUGCCAGUCCUGGUGCUGGGAGGCGGUGGAUAUACUAUGCGCAAUGUUGCACGGACAUGGGCGUUCGAGACGGGUCUGCUUGUCGACCAGGAGCUGGGAGCCGACAUACCAUUCAAUGAUUAUUACGAGUACUUUGCCCCGGACUAUCAACUGGACGUCCGUCCCUCGAACAUGGACAAUGCAAACUCCCCUGAAUACUUGGAGAAGAUCCGCGCGCAAGUGGUUGAGAACCUCAAGCGCACGGCAUUUGCACCCUCGGUCCAAAUGACCGAUGUUCCUCGCUCGCCCAUGAUGCCAGGAAUGGACGAAGAAGCCGAAGACGAGAUGAACGACCUCGACGAGGACGAAAACCCGGACGUCAGAUACACGCAGCACCGAUGGGACAAGCGCGUGGAGAAGGACGGCGAGCUCAGCGAAAGCGAAGACGAGGCCGAGAACGAGAGGCAAGGCGUGCGCAAGCAGCCGGGCCGGAGAAAGCGCAUGAACAUAACGGACUUCCCGAACCCGAACGCCGACCUGGACGAGGACAGCGCAAUGGGCACGCCGCAGCAGAGGCCCGGCAGCGCGAACGGCACCGGCCCCAGCAGCCUCAACGGCACCAUCAGCGCCGAGGAGUCCAAGAAGACGUCGAGAGGCGGCAGCCCAGCAGCGGCAGCCGCAGACGACAGCAAGCCAGCGUCGAAGGCGGCCUCGCCCGCUCCCGUGCCCGCAACCACCGCCGACCAAGACGGCGACGUCGACAUGGACGGUGGCGCGGCAGGCGGCGCCCCCCCCAACGCGCCCAACAUGACAGGGGAAGCCCAAGCAGCCGCGACGCGAGAAGCGCUAGCCGCCGACGCGCUGACGCCCCCGGCCUCGCCCCCUGCGACCGACCCCGCCGCGCCGACCACAGCGACCGAAGCCGCGGCCGCGGAGCCCGACGCGCCUGCUGCGGCGACGGCGGCUGAUGCUGCUUCUGCUGCUGCAGCUGCGCCCUCGGCGCCGGUGGGCGCAGCGCCCCCUUCGCUGCCCGGCGUGAUGGCGACGGCGGACUCGUCGGCUUCGGCCAGGGACCUCGAGAUGGGUGAGGCGGCGGGCGCGGGGCCCGAGCCGGGCCUGCUGAAGGAGGAGGGCCUGCGCGAGCGGCAGGAGGAGGACGUCAAGGGCGAGGUUGGGGCCGAGUUGGCGCGGGUGGCGGAUCGGGCGGCCGAGGAGCGGGAGCGGGGGAAGGCUGCGAAUGGGGGUGGGGAUGGGGAUGACGAUGACGACGAGGACAGCAAGGUCGCUUUGUGA
This is a messenger RNA of Aplosporella prunicola CBS 121167, 2184 nucleotides long. RefSeq lists its product as uncharacterized. Bases 1 to 2184 code for a protein of 727 amino acids. The record is from RefSeq and is a predicted model, not a curated record. Lineage: Eukaryota; Fungi; Ascomycota; Dothideomycetes; Botryosphaeriales; Aplosporellaceae. The transcript is spliced from 4 exons. Gene Ontology annotation, molecular function: histone deacetylase activity.